AGCAUUCUUGUUAUACUCACUGUGGAACCUAAGGGGUUAAUCCCCCACAUUGUGUAAAAGGCUGCUUUAUCCUGCAUUUUCUGAUCCUCCGCUUCUUCUACCUUCCCCAAUCCAUCUGCUGAUAGUACAGAGCUCUAGGAGGCACUCUGCACAUGCUUAGUUUAGUGUGUAUUGUUACAGAGUUUUUUUUUUUCUUUGGGAUGGUGCAUGUGAUCAGCACAGGGCCAAUCAGCACUGUCCAGACAGAGGUCAGG
Staurois parvus is the source of this 254-nucleotide messenger RNA. Lineage: Eukaryota; Metazoa; Chordata; Amphibia; Anura; Ranidae. The record is from the annotation of a GenBank genome assembly.